GGUGCCUUUGUGAAUUAAUUUGAGAAACAUGCGGCGGGGGCUGUUUGGGCGGGUCGCGAUGUGUGCGGUUUUCUUUUGUUUGGUCGGCAGGUGGGUGGGCUGGUGUGGUACAUGCCACACCCCCAGGGCCCCCGCGCUGGACCCGGUGCGGACAUUUUACUGCUUCCCCCGGGCUGUCUUCCACCCACGGGCAAAGUCCCCUUCUUCUGGCCCGCUGAGUCCUUGUUUUCUAGUACUUCACCGUCUCGCCAAGCCUGCGCCUUGCGGGCGCAGCGGAACAAAUUGCAUGGAGCAGAGACACGGUUCGCAGCGUCGUGCGCUCCUGUUAAGGUUUCGCGAAGUCUCCCGAAGCUGCGCCUGAAGGGCGCCGCGCAAAAAAUUAGGGUGGGCAACCCGAGAAACUCGACCCGCU
This is a messenger RNA of Amoebophrya sp. A25, 412 nucleotides long. Lineage: Eukaryota; Dinophyceae; Syndiniales; Amoebophryaceae. The record is from the annotation of a GenBank genome assembly.